This is a messenger RNA of Naegleria lovaniensis, 366 nucleotides long. RefSeq lists its product as uncharacterized. The transcript has a single exon. Lineage: Eukaryota; Heterolobosea; Eutetramitea; Acrasida; Naegleriidae. The record is from RefSeq and is a predicted model, not a curated record. The coding region runs from base 1 to 366 and encodes 121 amino acids.
AUGCAAAACAACUCUCAAGCAGAACAACGAAUUCGCACACUCUAUCGCUGGUUGAACCCACAACAGACAGCACAAUUUUUCUCUUCUGAUUCUGUUCGUGUUGGCUCCGACAACGCAAAAGAAACCUCUACAAAAGAAGCUUCAUUGUUUCCGAGCAAAGAAGAAAUUUUGGAGCGCGCUAAAUUGAUCGAACAGAACAGAUUGGAUGAUGAAGAGUUGUACAAGUUUAGUUGUCAAUUCGGGCCCGUGAGUAAACUAACAAGAGAUAAAAAAAUAGAUCUGUUGAAAUUAAUAGAAAAUAGUGGCAUUGAUUUACCAUCGGAGUAUAAAAUGUAUCUUGAUGAUCUGAUUGAGAAUAAUGAUUAA